AUGCAGACUGCUUCUACAAACAUUUGUGAAAGACUGUGCAAUAAGUCCAUCCGUGAAAUUUCCUUGUUACUAAAUAUUCCACGGUCAACUGUUAGUAGUAUUAUAGCAAAGUGGAUGAAACUGGGAACAACAGCAACUCAACCACCAAGUGGUAGGCCACGUAAAAUGGCAGAGUGGGGUCAGUGCAUGCUGUAGAGCAUCGUUACCAACUGUUUGCAGAGUCAAUAGCUAAAAAUCUCCAAACUUCAUGUGGCCUACAGAUUAGCAGAACAACAGUGCAUACAGAGCAUCAUGGAAUGGGUUUCCAUGGCCAAGCAGCUGCAUUCAAGUCUCACAUCACCAAGUGAAAUACAAAGCAUUGGUGUAAAGCAUGCCCCCACUGGACUCUAG
Staurois parvus is the source of this 390-nucleotide messenger RNA. The record is from the annotation of a GenBank genome assembly. Lineage: Eukaryota; Metazoa; Chordata; Amphibia; Anura; Ranidae.